Knipowitschia caucasica is the source of this 1545-nucleotide messenger RNA. Lineage: Eukaryota; Metazoa; Chordata; Actinopteri; Gobiiformes; Gobiidae. The record is from the annotation of a GenBank genome assembly.
AUGGGAGGAGUAUGUUCUGAGCCCUCACCUGAAGCCUCCCCGUCCUGUUGGUGUCAGCUCCUUGAAACUGAAGCAACGAUAUUUUUUAUCCAUGGAGGCAACCAGAGCACAAAUCAUCUGUACCAGCCUCGGGAAAUGAUGAGCGGAGUUUACGGAUGGCCAGAAGCCACGCAGGUGUUUUGGGCACUCUGCCCCAGAGACUGUUUCCCUGUUGAACUGAUAACUCUACUUCUUAGAGCUUUCCAGGGGAAAAAGAAGAGGAAAAGUGUCUCCAGUGUUUCCAUGGAGGAGCCCUCUGCACUGCCCGUGGUUGUCGUCUGUGGAAAGGGUGGGGCUCACGUCACCUCUGCAGAGUAUCACCUAAGUCUCAGGACAACACACCAGGACUAUUUCACAACGGCUGUUUUGUACCAAAUCAACUUGAAGGUUUUCAAAAUGGCGUUUUUAAAUGGGAAGUUAAAAGCUGCUAUACUUCUACUUCUUCUUCACACGGGUGUCACAAAUGCAAUGCAAGUAACGGCAACCGGGCCUCAGACGAUUAGGAAAGCCCAGGGGGAGGCAGUGACCAUGGGCUGCACCUACUCACCCGGCUCGGAGGACAUAGGGGAGCUGGACAUAGAGUGGUCCAACGUCAGUCCAGAUAUGACCCAAAAGGAUUCUCUGAUCUUGUCGUACACUGGAGGCAAAACGCAUUACUACGGCACCUGGGAUCUGAAAGACCGGCUGACGUUUACUGCUGACCCUAAGAAUGGUGAUGCGACCGUCUCCCUGUCCAACAUCCAGGCUUCAGACACCGCCACAUACCAGUGCAAAGUGAAGAAAGCCCCCGGCGUGGACACCCGCAAAGUCACACUGGUGGUGCUGGUUCCCCCGUCGAGGCCUAAGUGUUGGGUGGAAGGCGGCGAGGAGAAAGGCAGCUCGGUGUCUCUGCGCUGUAAGUCCUCAGAGGGAUCCACACCUCUCUCUUAUUCAUGGACAAGAGAGUCAGGAGGGUCCAUGCCCCCCGCCGCCACCCAAGACUCGUCCACUGGAGAGCUGUUGAUAAAGAACCACACAGACAGCUACGUCGGGACCUAUGCGUGUGUGGUGACAAACGGCGUGGGCUCAGGACAGUGUAAAUAUGCACUGCGCGCGUACAACCCCACCAAUAGAGUGGGAGUGAUAGUGGGUGCAGUCAUCGGGGCCCUUCUGCUGUUACUGCUGCUCCUACUGCUCAUCUGGCUCCUCAUCUGCUGCUGCAACAAAAGGAGAUAUGAAAAAGAAAGAGCAAAUGAAAUCAGAGAGGACGCCCACGCCCCAGAGAGCCGCCCCACCAGCAGAGCCACCAGCAGAGCCACCAGCAGAGCCACCAGCCUGCGCUCCGUCCUGAGCUACCACACACACCAUGGGGUCCAGUACAGCGGCGUGAGGAGCGACAUGUCCAGCGUCCGCGACCCCAACGUCAUCUACGCAGGGAACUCUGUGCGCAACUCACAACGCCCCAACGGCGACCACAAACACACGCACUCGCUCAAAUAUGACCCCAAAUAUGGAUAUCCGGUGUGA